UUUCUCUCUCGACAGUGCCUGAGCUGAGUUAAUAGUUUCUGUUGGUUUGGUUGAAAGAUUUUGCUCUGACUGUUUGUGUGCACACCUGAGAGGGAAGCUAUAUUAAUCAGGAACUCAGAGGGGUGGGCGUGGCCAGGGCGGCUCUCAGUGGAAACUUCUCACUUUGUCUGCAGGACGCUGCCGAGGCUCCAAGUUCCCUGGAGGACUGCGUGCAGAAUGAUUCUUAGACAAGACUAAGGCUAACUGUAUUGGGAUAGGAAAAUCAUAGAAUUUGAAGCAGAAACUGCUUCACAUGGCUAACAUGGCAGCGAGACUUCAUCAAAAAGUCGCCAAGAAGAACAACACAAGCCACUGCAAGCAAGUUACAGCAGCUCUGCAAAGUCCUAUUGGUACCAUACAAGUAUCUGGCUGUGAAGAAGGCAUUCACUCCAUUGAGCUCCAGGGCGGUUUUGAACCCAAGGAUAGGACAAGAGCGGCCUCAUUUACUUGUGAGGUAUGUGAAAGCCAAGAGGAAAUGACAGCACCAGUGAAAUACUGUAUGACCUGGCUUCAGGCCUAUUUCUCUGAACCUUGGACAACAGAAAAACUUCCUCUCCCUGCCUUUCACCAUCCCAUUUUUCAACAAGCAACCUUCACCUGCAACGUGUUGAUGACCCUGCUGCGCGAUGUGAAAUUUGGAGAAAUGGCCUCGUACAAGGAGCUUGCAGCAAUGGCAGGCAAUUCAAAAGCAGCAAGGGCUGUGGGAGGAGCCAUGAGAGCUAACCCUGUGCCAAUUAUUGUGCCCUGUCACAGAGUGAUCUGCAGCAAUGGACAGAUUGGUAAUUAUAUGGGAGGAAGAGGAAAUCACCUCAAACAAUGGCUACUGACACAUGAGGAGCUUCUGAAAGAGAGCCGAAAAACAUCUCGGGGACCUUGUCCAAUCCUGCCACAGAGCUAGAAUGUAUGGCAACAAUAUUCAGAAUAAAACAAGCUCUUAACACAUCCACUAUUAUUUAGGGAAUUUGUAAAUAUUUGAGUGACUUAAAAAGAUAAAAGAAACUUGAGAGUCAGAUGCAUGGUGGCACCACUACUAUAUUAAAAAGCCUGGAUCUAUCCUGGGGGACGGUAGCCUUUCUUGUUUUUACAUUUUACAGAAGAAUGAGUACAGAGAUCUGUGCAUGUUGUGUAUGUAUGUUGUUCCCAUCUACAGGCUUUUUUGUUCUAUUUUUAAUGCCCAUUAAAGCAAGGAUAAGGGAGUGGGAGGGGCAUGGCAAAUGUUAGGUGCAACUGCCCCUCUAAGGAAGCAUCUGGCUCACCGAGGGGACAGCUGACAGUCUGGAGCUUGCGUGUUACUGGGAGCAAAAUUAAAUCCUGAGGCUUCAGCUCACACCUCUUUAUUUCUGCACAGCAUUGUAUUUGUCCAGCACGGAAAACUGCACCUCAACCAAAUGAGCGUCAAUGAGAGCCCGGACCUCUUUGAUGUUUGAGCUACUGAAAUAAUAUUUUUGGUCACAAAAACAUUGAAAAGGAAACAAUUUUUUGCAUGAUGUCAAUUUUUAAAAAAGUUUGUCACAGUUUAACCAUUAUAACAUUUUUUUUUCUCCUGGAAAAGGUGCAACUUAUACAUUGCGUGUAUUUUUCGGUAGUGGAGUCCUUUUACAGAAAUUCUACAGACUGUUAAAUAUGUAAAUGUUUCUCCUGAGCUGUGUAUCUCUUGCAAGCCACAUGUAAUCUGAUUAUUAGUUUUGGUACAGAAACAGAUUCCUUGAAGAUUAAGGAAGGUAAAGAUUGUACAUGUUCAAUUAUUAAGAAUAAAAAUUACUUCAA
Molecule: messenger RNA, 1806 nt
Organism: Carcharodon carcharias (great white shark)
Lineage: Eukaryota; Metazoa; Chordata; Chondrichthyes; Lamniformes; Lamnidae
Gene: mgmt
Product: O-6-methylguanine-DNA methyltransferase
Exons: 7
Coding region: 293-937 (214 amino acids)
Biological process (GO): DNA repair
Cellular component (GO): nucleus
Molecular function (GO): methylated-DNA-[protein]-cysteine S-methyltransferase activity
Source: RefSeq, a predicted model, not a curated record